This is a messenger RNA of Schistosoma mattheei, 2363 nucleotides long. The record is from the annotation of a GenBank genome assembly. NCBI's taxonomy places the organism in Eukaryota, Metazoa, Platyhelminthes, Trematoda, Strigeidida, Schistosomatidae.
UUUGAAUGAAGCCUUUCCUCAAUAUUGAACCAUUUAGUGCCGGGAGAUUCCUUUUUGUUACAGCCAGUUGUACAGUCACUAAGAUUUGGGUUGAUUUGAAGGAGUACUGGGUAGGAAUAGAUUUUAUUAAUGUUUAUUUAGUUCGGUAUUCAUAUAAACACAUCACUAAUCACACUAAAUGUAUGAUCUGCUUGUUGGUGUUUGCCUAACGGCAUUAUAUAACCUGUUCGCUUAUGGCAUCCUACUUUUUGGUCAAGUCGGAGAAGUGGGCUCUAAACAUGUUCGAUUCCAGAAACACAAAAAUGUCCCGUAAAUAUAAAUAAAUAUUUAUGAGCUUCGUAUUACGGGUCAAAGAAGAUAUCACUCUAAGUACAUAUUAAUCAAUUUCAAGCACUCAGUAAACAACUUAGUACAUAAAUUUUGUGUUCACUCAAAAGUCUCAGUAAGUCAUAAGCUAAACAUUGGCUACUUAAAUGGAUUAUUCUGGACGAUAUGUCCUGUUACUGGUUCGCGUGUAGAGGUAAUUUAAAGUUAAAUAUGUGAGUACAUGUACAACUCCAGUUAAAAAGUUCACCAGGUCAUCCUACCUUAAAACCAAAAUACAAUUUCAGUCUGGAAAGACUUAAGAUCCUUAGUGACUUGAUCGCAAGUCGUCAGUUGCUUUAAACAGAACUGCUGCCAAACUAUAACGUAAGAAAUCAUGGCGUAGAAUUGCAAUCUACCAGGCUGAUAAAUUAGUUUAGAUAGACAGACGUUGUGCCAGGUAAAAACCUUAAAAAGUUCGCAGAUAGUUGGGUCAAUAAUCUGCAAAGUUACUUGUUGGUCUUAGUUAUUAGUAUGUAAGUGGGUGGAGUUCAUUAAAAACUGGUUAUGAAUAUACUCAUUUCUUCAAUUUACCCACAUCUCUCAAAUACUUAUUAUUGUGUAUACGUUUUUGUGUUCAGUCUACUCUAUUGCAAAACUUAAUACCUGGAAGUAAUGCAAUUUUGUGUGCGGCUCCAUAAUUUUGUACGGAUUAUAAGUUUUUUUUCACGUGAAUAACAUAAGGAAAUUUUUUGCAUCACUUAAGAGAAUGUGACUUAGUAAUUUAACGUAUCUUUUUAGUAGUCUGAGGAUUAUCCAGUAGCAAGAUAAUUCACUUCGCGUUUGACGAUCCCACUCCAAAACAAUGAAUAUUUUACCAAAAAAAAGAUGGCAUGUUUUAAAAAAGAGAACAUUGCUCGGGUGAGGUCAGAUGAGGCGAAAUAUGAGGAGGAGCGAAGAAAAUUUGAAAUUAAGGCACAACUUGCUGAUCAGGAAGCGCGAAUAGAUUAUUUAAGAAGACAAAAAAAUAACCUAACAUCUAGCUCGAGAUCAGAUGGAUUCCAGAUAACUCUAACAAAAGAUAGUAUCCUGAAUGUCUCACAAGGAAACGCAGAAUACGAAAAUGAGAAGAAGAUCGAACAAGAGAGAAAAGAGAAAGCAGUUGGGAUUUUGACUUAUUUAGGCCAAACUGUUCUUGAUGCUGCCGGUGAAAAGCCGUGGUAUGAUGUGCACCCUCGAACUUAUGAGCGUCGUGAGAGCGAACGAAGAAAGAGCAAAGAAGAACUAGAAAUAAAGAAGAAGACAUUGGCUGACCCAUUAACAGAAAUGAAGAAGGUCGAGGAGAUGUUCAAACACAAUAAGGAAGUAAAAAGGCAGAGCGAAGCAGCUGAACUUCAACGUGCCAGUGCUUGCAUUCAUGCUAUGCCAACCUUAUUUCCUGAUGACAUAAUGGUACCAAAGUGCCCAUACACAGAGGCUUCGAAAAGUCGACGAACAGGUAGUAGGUAUACUCAAUCACUUACUGAAACUUCAUGUAAUUCAUUUGGGGAGCUAACGAAUGAUUUAUCCACGGGGGUUUCUCUGAAUCCCGAAAGUAUGGAUAAAAAAUCAGAAUUGAUUGAAAUGGCCAAGCGUUCAGACAUUAAUCGUCUUCGGGCUGAAAGACUGCAACGAGAACGAAAGGAAAGAGACAGGGCAGCAGUUUUACUGGCUAAAUCUUUUGGUUUAGAUGCUUUAAAACCUCCAGAUCAAGAGCAAGUGUAUGUAGACGAACGAAGUUUGCCCUUUAAUUCUGCAUUUAAUCCUGAACUGUCGGCUGUCCUGGCUGAACGACGUCAACGACAUCGUGAGUCGAGAAAGCGGAGUUACAAAGAGGUGAAUUAAAUCUUUGCAAAUGAUUUCGCAAACUGUACAUAUGGUGGUUUUUUUUCAUUUUCACAAAUGAUCUGAAAACUAUUGGGAUAAGUUAUGUGUAAGUAGUUCUAGUCGUUUGGCCAAAGCCUUUAGUUAUCGUUUUCGAUUGUCUCCAAAAUAUAAAUACCCUUUAUUUGUGGUUUUCA